This is a messenger RNA of Dentiscutata erythropus, 654 nucleotides long. The record is from the annotation of a GenBank genome assembly. NCBI's taxonomy places the organism in Eukaryota, Fungi, Glomeromycota, Glomeromycetes, Diversisporales, Gigasporaceae.
AGACAUACUGAUAUCAUACCAAGACAUAACAAUGAACGUGCAAAAAGCAAACCUAUCACACUGGUUUUACAACAGGAACCCGGAUCGCACCUUGAACCUUACGAUAAAAAAGGAGAGAUCUCAUGCAAAUCACAUGUAGCUAGUUACCUUGCUCGAAAAACUAGUGACCUAGGCAAAAGCAAAAAAAACCUGCCGUUGGCACCCAACGAGGUAAAAAAUAAACUUACCACUUAUACCUUAAACAAAACAAGUCGAACCUCUAACAACCAAUUACACGUCAAUAACAAUAUGAUAUUGGAAAAAGCCAUUGAGCCUAAUAUAGUAACUAACAAUAUUGCCCCACAAUCUAAAAAUGAAACCAUUUUAAGUCCUAUACAAAAAGGCAAUAACAACACCUUAAAGAAGAAGAAAGAAAAACUGCCCUUAGAAAGAAAACCUAAACAAGAGUUUUUAAAAGAAAAUAUAAAACAAAAUGAGUCAGCUGAGAAAUGGGUAGAUAAACAAUAUAACCCAAGGAAAUGUAAGAGAUUUAUAACACAUCUCUUACCAGAGUCAUUCCCUAAACAAGUUAAAAAGCUUAGAGAACUUGUUAAAGAAAAUGAAAAUAGAGUCAAAUUAAUUGGAGUAACAACCGACGCUCAUUGGGAUGAAAUA